CGCCUUCCUCAGGGCCAGACUGAGAGGAGCGGGGCAGGGCGGCGGCCUGUAGGAGCCGCCUGCCAGUCAUGGCUCGUCCGCUGCUGCUGCUGCUGCUGCUCGCUCACACCUGCCUCCCAGUCUCCUGGGGCCUGCGGUGCAUGCUGUGUGAGACGAAUGGGCAUUGCCGAGUGGGCGAGUGCCCCCUCGGCGAGAACCUCUGCAGGACCACGGUUCUGCGCAUAUGGGAAGUGGGUGAAGAAGAGCUGGAGAAGGUGGAGAGGGGAUGCGCCCACCCAGAGAAGACCAACAGAACCAUGAGCUACCGAACAGGUUCACAGAUCAUCACCCUUACAGAGGCCAUAUGUGCAUCAGAUUUGUGCAACAAGCCUAAGCCUGGGCGGAUUUUCACCUUCCCCCAAAGGCAUUAUCUCGAAUGUGCUUCCUGUGCCUCAUCAGACAUGAGCUGUGAGAGGGGUCGGGGUCACAGCCUGCAAUGCCGCAACCCUGGAGAACAGUGCCUGGAGGUGGUGACCCACCGGAGCCUGGAAUCAAGUCUAAAGGAUGAGCGCCACUCCCGCGGCUGUGGCUACCUCCCUGGCUGCCCAGACCCAACUGGCUUCCACAACAACUACACCUUCCACUUCCUGAGGUGCUGCAACACCACCGAAUGCAAUGGGGGCCCAAUCCUGACGCUUAAAAACUUGACACUGAAUGGCUUCCAGUGUUAUAGCUGCGAGGGGAACAGCACCGACAGAUGUUCUGCAGAAGAGACUUCCCUCAUCUCCUGCCGAGGCCCCAUGACUCAAUGUCUAGAAGCCACAGGCUCUAAUGGGCUGGGGAAGCCAAGAUACACAGUGAGAGGCUGUGCUACCCCCUCAUGGUGCCAAGGCCUCCACGUGGCUGAAACCUUCAGCCUGACCAAUGUCAGUGUUUCUUGCUGUUCUGGAAAUGGCUGUAACCACCCAGCCCGGGAUGCCCAGGCCCGCGCGGGGGGCGCCCCUGGGCCUGGCCCCACCCACCUCAGCCUCACCAUCACCCUGCUUAUGACCGCAAGACUGUGGGGAGGCACUCUCCUCUUUACCUGAACCCAGAAGCACCCCUACGCUGGCUGGAUCCAGUGGACCUCUUUGCCAUUUCCUCAGCUCCUAGCCUUGCAGACUUACUGUGUGACCACAGGCCAGUGUGCUGUCUUCUCUGAGCCUCAGUUUCCCCAGCUGUCAAAACGCCCACGUCACAAAGUUGUUGUGAGAACCGGAGGAGGAAAGCUGGAAAAAGGCUGCGGGCCAGCGGGAGAGCUGUUGUUAUUAUUCAUAUUGUCACUGCUAUUGUUAUUAUGAAUUAAUAUUUUUAUUAUUUAAUAUUUUAUACUUAAUAAAGAUUUUUGUACCAGUGAAC
Messenger RNA from Trichechus manatus latirostris (Florida manatee), 1377 nucleotides. It is a transcript of the gene PLAUR, whose product is annotated as plasminogen activator, urokinase receptor. The coding region runs from base 69 to 1067 and encodes 332 amino acids. The transcript has 7 exons. The record is from RefSeq and is a predicted model, not a curated record. Gene Ontology annotation, cellular component: plasma membrane. Lineage: Eukaryota; Metazoa; Chordata; Mammalia; Sirenia; Trichechidae.